UAGUGUAAAGCAAGGCGAUUGCCAAACAAAACUUAUUCAGUGAGCUAAGCCGUGUGUUCACUCUUACAAUUCGCUAAACAAAUAGGUUUCUAUCGAAGGGAAAAAUCACCAUUGUGGACGACGUUCAGUUGUAGGAACUACCGGCGCUUGUCGUUUUCUCCCUUCCAGGACCCUGACGCUGUAAUAAAGGGGACAACAGACACGAUCAGCUGUUCUGGAUGCCAAUUUCUCUGUACCUGUACAUUUCUCUUGCGGGAUCGUCGUACAAACUGCAGGCUGGGGCCCAUUGCCGACGUGACGUUGUUCCGCGACCUCUACAUGCCCCCAUGCGGCUCGACCGACCCCAGGAUGGUGGAGAAGCACAAUUUUGACGCCGUCGCCGACGGAUGUAUGCUGUCGUCGAACUCCGGACAGACGGCAUGCACGGACAAACUGAUGAUCGACUGUCACAUGUCUUCACGGCAAUCCAUGCCGGUGUCGAGUGAGGGCGAGGAUCUACCCGGGGUGUGUGCUGGGUGUGGUCGGCGUAUCGAGGACAGGUACUACCUGCUGGCGGUUGACAAACAGUGGCACGUCAACUGUCUCAAGUGUUUCGACUGCAAACUCCUACUCGACUCCGAACUCACGUGUUUCGCGCGUGAAGGAUAUAUUUAUUGCAAGGAAGAUUAUUAUAGGCGAUAUGCAAUCAAACGGUGUUCGCGAUGCCAUCUUGGAAUUGCCGCCAAUGAACUUGUGAUGCGAGCACGUGACGCCGUGUACCACCUCUCGUGUUUCACGUGCAGCUCGUGCAAUAGACCUCUAACCCCGGGAGAGCAAUUCGGAAUGAAGGAAAGUCUUGUGUACUGUCGAUCAGACUAUGAAGUCAUUUUUCAGGGAGAGUUUUUAAAUAUGUCCCCCGAAAUGGGGGCCGGUUCCGGAGGACUUCCUUACUAUAACGGCGUAGGGGCAGUGCAAAAAGGGCGGCCUCGGAAACGGAAGAGUCCAUUAUCGGAUAUGGAUGGUUGUCCUACAUCCAUGGUUAUGGAGAACCCCGACCGUCCAGGUGAAGUGAUGGACCGCGAUGACUACCAACACCAGAGCGCUCGCCAGAAGAGGGUGCGCACGUCAUUCAAACACCACCAACUCCGGACCAUGAAGUCGUACUUCGCCCUCAACCACAACCCGGACGCCAAGGACCUCAAACAGCUGGCGCAGAAGACAGGAUUAUCAAAACGAGUCCUUCAGGUGUGGUUUCAAAACGCCAGAGCGAAAUACCGCCGAAACUUACUCAAACAGCAGCAGGACCAGGGAAAGGACGACCAAGGUCAAGGUGGGACAGACGGAGAGAAGAUGGACGACUCUUCAUCCAUGCACGACCUCACACAGGACCAGUCGCCCGGGUUGUCCGACAUCAGCUCCAGUCCCUCCCUGUCGGACCUGCACACCCCGUCACUGGACACGGAUCAAAACACUAACAGCAUUUCAGACCUCUUCUCAAACUCCAUUGCGUCUAUAAACUAAAAGAACAUGCACCAGGUGGCGCUCUUAACUGAUUUGAUAUCCUGUCGUCUGGACUUGGUUUGGAAACGUACAGUGGUACAAGACUUGAAGCAAAGUCAACUUGGACUAUUGUGUUUUCCAGUCGAUUCUCUAAGACAGUCAUUAAUGGGUCAAACACCGCAUGACACGUGCUCAAAGACACCCAUUACAGAAGCUUAAAUUAUAUGACGCAUCUCGAAAGAUACGCGUCAUUCGAUCAAAAGCUAUACAGCGGAUCUUCAGCGAUACCACAUAUAUAUAAUAUAAUGUAUAAGACCAUACGCUUUACGAAGAAGCCUGACGCAUCCAAUAUACAUAUGAGAACUAUUUCAUGGAUCUCAAAAGACACCCAUAACGUACAUCGUACAACUAAACAUUAUAAGAACUACGUAAAAAUAGCCACAGAACAACGAACAGCUAUAAGGGAUCUUUACAUGUGUAAAAUGUACAGCCAAGCGGUCUUUGACAGAUUCGCAAGGACAUCGUGAUACAACAAAACACUUUUCACCGAUCCGCAAGGAUAUGCACCAUAGAGCCAAACAUCACGCGGGAUCCUUGAAGACGUUUAUAAAACAACUACGCUUUGGAUCUUCAUAAUAUAUUCAUUCUUCGAUCGCAGACUGACCUUCUAACGUCUAAGUGUGCUUUGUUGUUUAUUUGUCAAUUUCUUUUCUGACUGGUGCACGGGAAAUGUCUCAAACAACUGUCUAAUGGUCAUCCACAUUUACGACACCACGAACAUGCGUCUGGUGAAGAGUCUUAAAACCGUCCCCACCUCAGAGACACGGAUUUGUGUUCAUCGCACAGCUGUGGCACGUGUAGUCCGUGCAGUGUGUGCAACUAAACUUACCAUGUUACAAUGUACUCGAAUUGUCAAGCAAGGAAGUGAAAAAUAUUGCUAUACCUCAGACAUCCGAGGUACAACAAUACGCAUUCCAUGAAAAGAUAAAACACAGUGCUGAACGUCACAUGUUUCCUUCUUGAUUAGAAACAUAGUGGCGUGGCUGGUAUCUUCGACUGAAAUUUAUUUUCGGAAUUACGUAACUAUUGGUUUCGAAUUCUGACGAUCAGUGAUUGAUUGUUGUUUGUCAUGUUUUCGCUUCUUGUUUCACUGUUGUCAAAGUGCUAUAUCUGAACCUGUGUUUUGUAGAUAUAUUGUAAAACAAAACUGAACGAUCUCACGUGUAUUAUUUUUAUCAUUAUUAUUAUUCUGCUUCAUCCUGUGCUAGUUCGUAUCUGUAAAGAACCUCGCACAAGCUUCGAUGAUUAUUUAUUUAUACAAAAAUGAAAAUCUGUUUAUCGUAACCCAUCAAAAGGCUUUACCAUUCAUCCCUUAUGAUAUUUCAGAAAACAUGUUUUCUCUAAUUAACGUAUUAUAAUUUUUACAAAAAGAGAUUGUCUCUGUUCUUUUAUGCA
Molecule: messenger RNA, 2934 nt
Organism: Gigantopelta aegis
Lineage: Eukaryota; Metazoa; Mollusca; Gastropoda; Neomphalida; Peltospiridae
Product: LIM/homeobox protein Lhx9-like
Exons: 5
Coding region: 319-1500 (393 amino acids)
Biological process (GO): neuron differentiation; regulation of transcription by RNA polymerase II
Cellular component (GO): nucleus
Molecular function (GO): DNA-binding transcription factor activity, RNA polymerase II-specific; RNA polymerase II transcription regulatory region sequence-specific DNA binding
Source: RefSeq, a predicted model, not a curated record